CCCGAUUCAAGGAUGUUGUAGAAGUUGAGUUGAGUUGGAUACACGUUCGGGUAAAGUGGAUGAGCGGGUGAACGAACCGAGACCGAAACACCGACGGAAAGAAUUCUUUUGUAGGUAAGUGAGGGGACGUGGUUGAAAGGGUAUGAAUCAGCGACAGAGGAUCAGGUAAACGAGGAUUUCCGGGCCAAUUUUUCAGUUCAACAUCAACAAAUUUCAGUAUGGGCAGUCUUUCGCAUCAAAAUUUUGUCCCUCCCACAACUCAGAAGGCCAUCGUUGUAAAUGGCAAAGAUGAGGUCGUCAUCUGGGACGAGGCACCAUGUCCCAAGAUCCCAGCGGAUCAAGUCAUGGUUCGCGUUGAGGCAGUUGGCCUCAACCCGAGCGACACCAAGAUGAGGGGAGCCUUUGCGACAAAGUUCGGCAUCCUAGGUGCAGACUUUGCAGGAACCGUGGUCGCUGUGGGAGAUGAUGUUGACAAUAUCACGGUUGGCGAUAGGGUCUUCGGUGCCCAGAACGAGAUGUACGGAACCACGCCUGAGCGUGGUGCAUUUUGCGAGUACGCCGUGACCCGUGGUAAGAUGUGGACAAAGGUUCCAGAAUUUUGGAGCACUGAAGCUGCUGCAUCUCUGCCUGUAGGCGUGAGCACAGCCGGAAUCGCCAUGAAGCUGCUUGGCUUGCCUCUGCCUGGUCGAGGAGCUGCGAAGCCUGCCCAUGUAUUGGUGUAUGGGGCCAGUACAGCAACUGCGACAAUUGCCAUGCAAAUGCUCAAACUUUCCGGUCUCGAUCCGAUCGCUAUCUGUUCUCCGAAGAACUUCGACCUAGCGAGAAGAAACCAGGCUGUAGAGGUUUUCGAUCGAAAUGACAGAGAUUUGGCGGGCAAGAUUAAAACAUACACGAAAGGGAACCUGAAAUAUGCCCUGGACUGCAUCACGACCGUCGAGUCUACAGCCUUUUGUUACGCUGCUAUCGGACGAGGCGGCGGCAAAUACGUGUCUCUUGACCCUUGGCAACAGCACGCUGCGACUCGAAAAGUUGUUACCGCAGAUUUCACAGUUGGUCCUCGAAUCUUUGGCGAAGGAUGCACCUGGCCCGAGCCUUACAAGAGUGAUCCGUCGGAAGAACUGCGUGUCUUUGGAGUCUCUGUUUGGGAAACUGUAGAGAAGUUGAUCAACGAAGGAAACUUGCAACAUCAUCCGCUUCGUGUUUUAGAUGGUGGAUUCGAGGCAAUUCUGGCGGGGAUGGAAAUGGUCCGAAACAAGGUACUCUCUGGAGAGAAAGUAGUUGUACGCAUGAAUGCUUGAUUUGAUAUGUAGACAACCAAAGUAAGGAGACAUGCUUAUUGGAGGGAGCGGAAAUCCUGCCAACCUCUCUCAAGCAAAUCAGCAAUCAUAGACUGAGGGUACUCUAGCCGACUGUUCAAGGUCCGCGGACCAAAGUUAUCAAGCCGAGCAAGCAUGAUGCGAUAAGACCCGGGAAGAAAGUCAUACAGUGCUCUCUUCCUCAAAUCUAC
Colletotrichum acutatum is the source of this 1507-nucleotide messenger RNA. RefSeq names its product alcohol dehydrogenase GroES-like domain-containing protein. The record is from RefSeq and is a predicted model, not a curated record. Bases 219 to 1298 code for a protein of 359 amino acids. Gene Ontology annotation, molecular function: oxidoreductase activity, acting on NAD(P)H. The transcript has 3 exons. NCBI's taxonomy places the organism in Eukaryota, Fungi, Ascomycota, Sordariomycetes, Glomerellales, Glomerellaceae.